Molecule: messenger RNA, 899 nt
Organism: Rubroshorea leprosula
Lineage: Eukaryota; Viridiplantae; Streptophyta; Magnoliopsida; Malvales; Dipterocarpaceae
Source: the annotation of a GenBank genome assembly
UCUGCUUUUCUUUUCCUUUCUUCCCGCUGCAGCCACUCGAAAGAAAAAAAAAAGGGGAACCCAGCCAUGCCUUUGAGAAACCGGUGAGAUAAGCUUGGUUUUCUCCUUCCUUUCUUGCUCUAGAACACACCUAGAACCCAGAAAUCUUCCCCCCUGCUGGAAAAGCCGGAUCUGCCCUGCUCUGCUUUGUCCUUCCGCCAACUGCUCUUGAUUGUGGGCGAUUUCUGGGCAUUUUUUUCGUUUCCAUGAGUUUCUCCCCUGUACUUGCCGUCGGCCUCCUCCCCCCUACAGCUCCAGUUUCUACAGCUGGAGAAUUAUGGUUCCCGAUCGUUCUGUCAGUUAGUGCGUGAAUUGAGUGCUUGGUUUUAUGCAAGUAAGGUAAGUAAAAUUAUGGUAACGCCCUUUGACUUUUCAAGCAUGUUUUGAUUUGUUUUUGAAGUGGUGGCGGGACUAAACCCGUUUUACACGAGCAUGACUGAUUUGAAGUGAAAUGUUUAUGUUUUUCAUUAAAUUGAGCAUGCUUACUUGAAAGUGAUUGUGAACUGUCUUGAUGAUCUGAAAGUGAUUGUGAAUCGUGAUUUUCCUAUUAACUUCUGCUUGUUUUGUUUCCGAUGUGGUCAUGUUAUUUGUGACCCUGCUAGUGGGGGAGGUUAUAAACACUAGCACAUGUCGACAUGUUAGUGAGAGAGCCAGUUCGUUCAACCCAGCUAGUGGGGGUUAUACACCAGCAAAUCGUGGCCCUGCUAGUGGGGAUUAUACACUGGCCGUGACCUAUAGAGGAGACGUCUAUUUCGUGCUCGAAGUGAAACCGAGGACGGGAAACCACGGGAAGUGACAAGUUAGAAAGCUAGCCAUUUCGAGAUUGAUAUAAAUUUUAGAAAUAAAUCAUGAUCUUGUAA